CCCUCACGAUCUACACCACCACCUCCUCCUUCUCCCCCUCCCCCUCCAGCCUCCAACCUCACCUUACCUCACCCUCGCCUUGCCUCUCUUCUCCCCCUCUACGCACCUCUUUUCACCUCCCUCAUCCUUCACGCCAACCUCUUGUCAUUCGUUUCCACCCUUUGUCCGUUCUUGGGCCUCUCCUCCUCCAACCAUAACCAACCACCCCCCUUCUUCACCUCUUCUUACGGAUAGCUCGGAAUUGCCAGAGUAAUAGUUGUUGUUGUUGCAGUCGUUGUUCACCUCCGCCAAAAAUAACAUCACCAUCAGCGUAAAUCUAACCCUAAUUCUAUUCCGUCCACCUUCCACCUUUUCGUCCUUCUUCUAUGAUCGCUUAGACGACAACUACAACCACGCUUUAUACAACCCACGCUCGCUCGUAUCUUUCUCUUCCUUGCUACGAUCCGAUUAGACGGAUGAACAGCACUAUUUCCCGACUCAUCCAGUCGUCGGCUCUACUUUAGCGCUCGUCUCAUCAGGCAAUCGCUUGCCCGCUCGCACGCGCACUCCCACGUCAGUCCAGUCGACUCGGCUCGUGAGCCAAACCCUGCACAGAUCAGAUCGCCGGGGAUCGUGAGACACUCAGACUGCCCCAAACACCCGCAAUCCCUCCGUGCCACGAGCUAGGGGUCUCAAGUCCAGCCGCAUUCCCCUGCGCCUCUUGCGUCUGUCGUCCCAUCUUCAACCUUACCGACAACCAGCAUUGCAGCCCCCUGCUACCAAUUGACCCUCCCCGACUCGAUUCCAGUCGGUCAAUCCGGUGCUGUGGUAGUCACAAGUCCAAGGAAGGCCUCCACCACGUCAGCGUUUCCUCUAGCGAACCGGCACAUCGGAGAGGGCAUAGGGCACUAUCAACGCCGUUCCCCAGACCUUAAACUCGCAAAACAGCGUGCACAUACUCUCCGACCUACCCACGCGACAACUCGUCAUUCCUGCUCCUGACCGACGGUAUAGAUUUAUCCUGGGGAAAAUCAGGGUCGCAGCCGGCUUGACUCGUCCACUACCGCAGGAAAACAUCCGGUUCAGGGGACUUCCUGUUCUCAGUUCCUCGACCUCCAACAGGAUCACCACCGAUACCUGCAACCUCAACCUCGACAUACUCUCUCCCCGGCAAAUAAUGUCAAGAUGAUGAUAUACGAGCGACCCGUUGUUGAAGAGCCUGCCGCUCUGCCUGGCUCUGGCUCGCCUCCCGGCCUGACCACCUCCAAAUCCUCCAAGUCGUCCUCCUUCCACUCCUCCUUUUCCGACCGCGACAGCGUCCUCACCGAUGUGAGCAACUUCGAGGAUAUCGGCCUCGAAGACGAUGCACCCCAUUUUGAUCGGGACCUGCAACAGCCCAAGCGCGACCCCAGUCCCUACGACGCCUCCUACGCCUCCGACUUGCGUGCCAAAUCCAUGACUAGCCUUUCAAAACCACAACAACAGCAGCGGUCUUUGUCCAAGCCGCGUAGCCCUCAAGUGUCACAGCGCGAGAUAACGACAAAGAAGAGACGGCCCAGUGCUCCGGCGUUGCAGCCUCACAACCUGAGGACUAAUGUCCGCACCACCAACACCAACCAACUGCUCUCCGAGUCAUACAUCACCUCGCAACCGCGAAGCAACAAUGGACGCCCCAACAGCCGACCUUCCGUCCCCGCCUCCAGGGGCAGCCGAACACCUAGCCCUAACAUGCGCCAACUUCGACCGAGCCUUUCGAUCAAGCCCAGCUCCUCCAGCAUGACGCUGAGGCCGCGCAGCAGCUGGCAGUCCACACGCGAGCGCAAGACCGAGGCCGAGCUGGAGCGGGAAUGCGACGAGGACGAUGGUGACGACAUUCCCGAGGGCUUUGUGCUCGACAAUGUUCCUUUGUCGCCGCGCCCCCACUCCGAGCGCACAAUGAGCCGGCCGACUUCCAAAUCGAAUUCCCCCGAGCGUUCACCUAAGCCUAGAAUCAGGAGCGUCGGCAAUGGCACCCCUGCAAGUGGCGGCGAAAGCGGCUCCAUUGGUGCACUGCGUUCGCCAUCCUGGAAGUCUGAAACCGCCUUGUCUGCGCUCAAGUCUCCUCUGUCCGAAGGCAGCUUGAGCCCUCACCUGACACGCGCCAGCAGCUGGAAUGUUUCCAUGGCUGCCCUCAACAAGGAAGCUCAAGAGCUCACCGAGAAGCUGGAAGAGCACGCCGAGGAACUCGAGGUCAAGUCACAGAGGUCGAGCACUGGCUCGAUACCCAAGCCCCGCCGGGCGAGUACCACCGAGGUCUCGCGGCCAAAGCAUAAGUCUGCCCUCGCAGAGCUGCCACCUCUGCGCCGCAGCAACAUUAUGAUCGAUCCUCUUCCUAUCUCGAAAGAGAAGGAGGCAGUUCUCUCCCGCACACGUCCCUCGUGGCUGCCACCCAAGGACCCCGCCGAGGAACGUCGUCAUCUGAAGGAAUACCAGAAGAUGAUGCAAAGGAGCGCCGAGAACGAGCGUCGCAGGGAGGAGCAGAAGAAGGCCAUGUCCAAGAACAAAGACACGGCGGCCGAUAGCAUCAUGCAGAUCUGGGAACACGAGAUCGUCCCACGCUGGAACGAUGCUAUCCGCGAGCGCCGCACCCGCGAGCUCUGGUGGAGGGGCGUCGCCUCCCGGAGUCGCGGUGUUGUCUGGACCAAGGCGAUUGGCAAUGAUCUCGGUCUCUCCGAGAAGUCGUUCGAGGCCGCCUUGGCCAGGGCCCAGGAGGCCGAGGCCCGUGAGAAGGCCGGCCACGGCAGCCCGGAAGAUCACAAGGUGGUGGGCUGGAUGCGCACCAUCCGCAAGGAUGUGGAAGCACAGACCUGGCGGGACCUGAAGAUCUUCCAGGCUGGUGGACCCCUGCACCAAGGCCUGCUCGACGUGCUGAGUGCCUAUGCCAUGUACCGCAGUGAUAUUGGUUACGUCACUGGUUGCAAUACCAUUGCGGCGCUACUUCUGCUUAACCUCCCGAACCCCACCGCGGCCUUCAUUGCCCUGGCCAACCUGCUCAACCGCUCUCUCCCACUCAGCUUCUACUCCGAUGACCAGGGUGCCAAGUCGUCCGCUUACAACCUCCUGCUCCAAACCCUCGCGACGAAAUCGCCGAAGCUUCACGCCCACCUGACAGCUCUACCUGACCACGAUGCAGACGUGUAUCUGGGAGACAUCUUCACCUCGCUCUUCACCGGGCACGUCGCGCUGGACGAGGCAUCGCGGUUGUGGGAUGUAUAUGUCUUCGAGGGCGAUUCUGUACUUGUCAGGGCCGGCGUCGCAGUCCUUCUGGAGCACGAGAUGGCCCUGCUCAGCACCAAGAACAUGGACGAGGUCAAGACGGCCAUCUGUGGCAAGAAGCAGAAGCUGGUCGGCAAGCCAGGGGACGAAGACCGAUGGAUGAAGUCGGUCCGCGAGGCCGGAAAGCACAACUCUUAGAGGAGCUCAAGCCCGUCAGCCUGGAGCUGGGAUGCAUUUACCCGACGAUCCACGAAGCCGCAAUCAUCGUACAAGAGUCAUGGUCCCACGACCAUCGCAACAACAACAACAAUCAUCUCCAUUUGUGUUUCUUCCUUUGCAUAACCGUAAUGAGGAACGACUCGACACGGUCUCAUCCCUGUUUUAUACACAACUUCAUAUCUUCUUCCAACACCCUAUUUUUUAAUAUCCUAAUCCUCGCCCAGCGGGCGAUCUGGAGGCGGAGAGGCAGCAUGAAAGAGAGCAUUUGGCUCGGCGGCGGUUUGGGGAUAUUUCGAAGCGAAUUUUUUAACUAGAGAGAGGUGAAGCAGCAUCUACGGAAAUCUUUGGGCUCGGUCGUAUUGCUUGACGCACAGCAUUUUCUUUCUCUCCACAAGCAACAUAUAUGGCGCCUUUGUGUGGCCUUUUGGGAAUUCUUUUGUCAUUUCACACCCCGAGGUCGUCUCCGCCACUCAAGUGCUGAGCGGACAUGGAGACGACGCCAGGAGGAAGUCAGCAAGCAUCUUGCGGCCCUUGAUCAUUUUUUUUGCCUAUCAGGGAACCAACCAGCCACGGAGGAGAGCGAGGGAGGAGAGACAGAGACAUAACAGGAACACGUACAUACUUGUAGUACGGACUCGAAGUCAUACCGACCGAGAACGUGCACGCCUGUGUACAUGGAACACCAACCAACCCAUGCGGUGCGGAGGGGUUUUUGGUGUGAGGGAUGUAUAUGCCGAGCGACGGGAGGUGUAGAAGACCGGUAUAUACAUAAAGAGGGAGGAAGGAAAACCUGCGUGGGGGGCCAAAGCCGAGCGGGGCCCGCGAAAAAAAGGAUUUGGUUUAUUAGGAUCAGGCGAGGGGAACGGGAGAAGGGCCGGGUGGGUGGAUCGGGGUUGUAUUUAUGUCUUUGGGCCCGGUGAGGCGUGGAAAUGCCGCCGGGGGCCGGCCUGGAAAUAUAUUCCGUUGGAUACCA
Diaporthe batatas is the source of this 4426-nucleotide messenger RNA. RefSeq lists its product as uncharacterized. The record is from RefSeq and is a predicted model, not a curated record. The coding region runs from base 1165 to 3432 and encodes 755 amino acids. Gene Ontology annotation, biological process: activation of GTPase activity. The transcript has 2 exons. NCBI's taxonomy places the organism in Eukaryota, Fungi, Ascomycota, Sordariomycetes, Diaporthales, Diaporthaceae. Gene Ontology annotation, molecular function: GTPase activator activity.